AUGGACGUAUCAACUUUGUCAGCGCAUUUGAGCUAUCUCAACGAUGCUGCUCAUCUCCUCAGGGCGUCCGCCCCCGAAACCUCGGCGUAUCUCAUGAGCCACCACAACGAGCUCAUGUUCAUCAACACCGUUGAGCAAAACGACAUUCAACGACAACACGUCUGCGGCGCCUGCGGUCACAUCAUGGUCCCCGGCCAGGGCACUACACUCAAGCUUGAGACUGAAAAGGCACUCAAGAAGAAGAGGCGCGGUGUUGUCAAGACCCAAUCAUCCAAGGCAAAGGUUGAACAGAAGCCGCAGCGGUCUGGCACGCGAAAGCUUUUCAGCUGUGGGAAGUGCAGCCGCACCACCAAGAUCUCGUUCCCUGCGCCGCCACCGGCCGUGAGACGCCGGGCCAAAACUGAGCAGUUGCCCGCGAAGAAAAGUCAGCAAGCCGCUGUGGCCGAGGCAGCUAAACCGGCCACGUCUAACUCUAGCAGCAAGAAGCGUGCGAAGAACCGCAAGGCCGGGUUGCAGGCUCUUCUUAGCCAAGCCAAGACCUCGUCCUCGGCCAGGAAUCUAAGUCUUGCCGACUUUGGACGGCUGGGUUGA
Molecule: messenger RNA, 591 nt
Organism: Colletotrichum phormii
Lineage: Eukaryota; Fungi; Ascomycota; Sordariomycetes; Glomerellales; Glomerellaceae
Exons: 1
Coding region: 1-591 (196 amino acids)
Biological process (GO): tRNA processing
Cellular component (GO): nucleolar ribonuclease P complex
Source: RefSeq, a predicted model, not a curated record